UGCAGGGUCUGGCCAUGUUACCAAUGCGGUGUAUGUACUAUCUGCUCGAGGUAGUGCGUAGUGCCAGGUAGUGCGAGGUGGCGAGUGGCGUUUUCUCGUUUGUUCCGCGCGUCCGGAUUACGACCGGACGCGACACAUAUACGUAAACGUCGUUGAUCAUGAUAGCGCGUACCCGAUCCGGCGGCUGCGUCACGUGUACGUGCCUGGUGUUACAAGAUUGAAAUUAUCCUUCGCGCGAGAGAGGUGUCAAAAAGUCUGGAAUAGAGAGAAGGUAGAAAGAGCGUCAAAACAGUACAAUUUACACGCGAGAGAGAGAUAGAGAGAGAGAGAGAGACGGGAGUUCUCGAGCAAGUGUUAUUAUUCGCCAAUAAUGUGUCCCGAAACGGCGACCGCGGCUCGUCGCCGUCGAACGAGUAAGGACGCCCGGACGAACGAAGCCAUCGUCAUCACGUCGAGCUCCCGAUGCGACGUUGGACGCGGAUGAGAAACGGCGCUUUGCGUCUUCGUGGACUAGCGGAGGCGCUGCGAACGACGACCGCAAGCAGUGUGCGAUAUUUCCUGCGUGUGAGGUAAAGGUACAAUGGCUGACGACCGAAAUAACCAGCGGAGCUUCGUCAGGCAGCCACACGGAGUAGGUCACACGUCUCCCCCGCCGCCAGCACCGGGGCCAAGUUCGGGCCUCGGUUCGGACAGUUCGGCGUCUCCCCGUUCCGUUCAGAAGGAGAAUUCUCCGCCUCGCGGUCCUCGGACUCUGCUGCUCAGACGUAGCGAGAACGGCUAUGGAUUCACGCUGCGACACUUCAUCGUUUAUCCGCCCGAGGCCUGCUGUAUGUUGCCGGGACACGAGAGGACGAAAAUCGACGAGCCGAUGGACACGAUCUUCGUGAAGCAGGUGCGGGAGGAUUCACCGGCGGCUGAGGCUGGAUUGCGUACCGGUGACCGCGUAGUUUCCGUUGACGGAAUGCCCACACGGGGCGAGCAGUACGCCAGCGUGGUGCAACGCAUUCAACAGGCGGGACCAUGGUUACGUCUUCUUGUCGUGUCCAAGGAAGACGAUAUUUUGCAAAAAUAUUUCGGUGACACGGCACACAAUCCUGAGACGAAUCCACGGCCGCGAUUGCGUUCUCCGGAGAGAAGUUUGUCGCAGAAGCAACGCAGAUCGGUCAGCAGCAUGAUCCCGGGUCCGUCGGCAAGAACACGGCAGGUGUCCUGGGUCUGUUCUUUGUCAUCCGACAGUCCAGGUCAUCACGAAGAAGCGAUCUGUAGGAAUCAGCAACCCGUCUACGCGGACAGCAGGAUGCCUAUGUCCCAAAUUCAAUCGAUGGCGGAAAAUCAGAUGACGAAUACGUCGCAGCAGCAACGAGACGACGCGAGCGCGACUUACGAUCUCUCGGAAGAGUCGAAAAUUUCGGGAAGAAAGUUGUCGCACGAAGACGCCGUUAAACAGAGCGGUCGUUCGUCACAGGACUCGAGAUACGAUUUGUACGAUAGAACGCGAUCCGAGUCGGUUUAUUCGCGACCGAGUAACGAACAGCUCUACGACAGGAUCAACGAUCCGAUUUACGAGCGUGUGCGCAUUAGCGAGCAUCAUCCGCAGCAACAUUAUUAUCAGCCGUCUCUGCUGCGAUAUCCGGUAUCGCAGGCGGAACCGCAGGUACCGAUCUAUCGGCCGGUUAAGCGAAUUGUGGCACGGCGCGCCAGUGAGGGCAGCGGAACCAAUGAUUCCGAGACCGCGAGCUACGGUAGUAUCGAUCUCCUUAGAUCGAACGACUCUAGCAGACUUAGUAUAGAAUCGAGACGGGACUCGUCGCCUGCCGCCAGCAAGGAAAGCAUGUCUCCCUACGAUUCUAAUUCGACUCUCACCGGCAACGAGUGUUCGGACGAUUCCGUCAUCAUGAACAGACUCCGCAAGAGCUUCGAGCAGAAGGCCGAAUUCUUGCGACGGCCGAGUCACCCUAUCGGCUGGUCGUCUGAAUCGAUGCCACCGUCACUGCCAGGUAUUAACCAAGCCGCGGUGAUUCAGAGAGAAUUCUACGCGAGACCGCAAAAACUGCAGAGACCGAUCUGGCCGCCUGGUCAGAACGAGCAACAACAGAGGCAACAGUCGCCCACGAGGAGAUCUUCUCAGGAGAGAAAUCACACUCCCAGACCUGCCGCGAAUCUGAUGAACAAACCGUCGAAUCAGAGUGUGCAGAGGAUAAAGGACGUGGACUCCGAGUACGUUAAGUCGUCGCGAAGCGAUCAUCAGCUCGGCGACAAUCAGUCCACUUCUGGAGAUCACUAUCCUUACUCGUCGCUCGUUUACGACAACGAAGUCGCGAAAGAGCAGCAAUAUCGAGGCAAAACUAAUUUCGUCAACAUUCUGUCGAGGAUACAAGAGAACACUAGCACGAAUCAGCAACAAACGUCGCAAGAAGUGAGAAACGGUUCUUCGUCGCUGCCGUCUUCGCCAGGACCGGACAAGAAAGCCGACACUAGGUUUCCGGUUCCGCCACAGGGUCUGCAGAUCGUCUCGAGACGUGCCAAACAAUUCGAAACCGGUCGUUUGCUGAGCGACGAGGACGAACCCGCUGGCGAUCGAACGAAUCUUUACAAGAGUGAGUUGUCCAGAUUGUCGAACAAGAAAAGCGUGCCGAAUGUGGCUGUGCGAAAACGAGAGUUCGAGUCCAAGGCCGAGAGCCAAGAACUGAGAAGAAUACCGGCCAGAGAAACCAAGUCUCUCGAUACUGGUGCAGUAUUAACAGGCAACAGAAUAAUUCCUAUAGGCAGCAGGCAUAUCCAUUGCGAACCACCGGCUGACUAUAAAGAGAGUAAAGAUUUGCCUACUGUGGAGACAGACUCAGUACGCCUGAGAGCACGUAGCAACAGCGCGGAAUCAUGGGAAACCACGAACGGGCCGGUGACAAGAAGCAGCACCAGACACACGUGGCAAACCGCCGAGGAGGAAAGCGAGGACAACAAUAAAGAUCCCUGCAAACUGGAGAAUUAUUUGCAGUCAACCAAACUACAAGUCGCGCCGGUCAAUGGUUCUUCGCACAACGUCUCGACCAAUAACGUCGUACUUAGACGACAGAAGAAUGCACAGAUCAGUGACGAAGAUCGCGCCACCAGACGAGUUUCGUAUUUGAAAGCUACGUGGGGCGAGCGAAUGCACGUUGACAGUGACUUAGAGCUGAGCGAUUCUGAACCCGUUCAUAUUCACAGAAGUGCACAUAGACGAUGGCGGCCGCCGUUAUUUCCGAGCGACAUAACGCCUCUGCGACGCAUUUUUGAAGAUAUGACGCAGGCCGCAUCCUUACAUCGAAACUCUCAUCAUCGCAACAGUAUCACUGCCGCACAUAAUGCGUCGAACAGCUGCGACGGAACCGCAAAGGAUAUCGAACCAGUGGAACGAGAGGGUACCCUUCAUGUUAAAUUUACAGUGCUCGAUGGCAAGCGAUCUACCGAUCGUUCCUGGAAGCAGGUCUGGGGUGUUCUCCGCGGUCCUAUAAUAUAUUUUUACAAGGAUCGUCAUAGUCAGCAGAGUCCUUCGUUGAGUACCGAGAAUGAGCCAAACGCGGUGCAAAACGUCGAUGUUAGAUGUUCUGUGGUUGACGUCGCCGAGGAUUACACGAAGCGGAAACACGUGCUGCGAGUAGCGAAUCCCACAGCGGAAGUGCUUCUACAGACCGAGGACGCGUCAUCUAUGGCCCUCUGGUUGAGAUCACUUCAUUCUCACGCCGCUGCAGAAAGAUCAUCCGACGCUUUAUCCUGCACGUUAAAGCAACAGGCCGUUCCGCAAACGCCAACGGGUCCCGCGAUUUCUAGCGGUGUUCCCCCGAGCAACGGCCAAAGAUUGAGUCCUCUGCCGAGCCACAAGGGCAUUAAAAAAUUAACAUCGUUCAGAAACCGAUCGCCGACGGGUCAGUCGCCUGUGAACAAAACGCGCAAACCGAGCCAAGUGAUAGAACCUCUACCCUCGCCUAAAUCGAAAACUUGGAAGGGAAGAGUGGCGAAACAAUUCAGAAAAAUGCACGGUCAGACCGGCGGCGGCGCGCCUUCCUCGCCUACGGCGCAGUUGCCGCCCGAAGGAGCUACCUUCAAAGUACCUCUCGAGCUCUGUCCACCGUCUUCGUUCUCCGAAUACGUGCCGCUGAUCGUCGAGAUGUGCACGAGCAUCGUGGAGGCGAGAGGUCUCGAAGUCGUAGGAAUCUACAGAGUACCUGGAAACACCGCCGCUAUCUCCCAACUCACGGAUAGCGUCAAUCGAGGAUUCGAGAAUAUCAAUCUCCAGGAUCCACGAUGGAGCGACGUCAAUGUGAUAUCGUCGUUGCUGAAGUCGUUCUUCCGUCAACUUCCCGAUUCUUUGCUCACAGCAGAACUGUAUCCCAUGUUCAUCGACGCCGAUAAGAUAGAGGAUCCUCAGAGAAGAAUGACCACAAUACGGAAGCUACUGCGAGAUCUUCCGGAGCAUCACUUCGAAACGCUUAAAUACUUAAUGCAGCACCUAAAGAAAAUAGUGGAGCAUAGCGAGAUCAACAAAAUGGAAGGCAAGAACUUGGCCAUUGUCUUUGGACCAACAUUGGUGCGAGCGAGUGGUUCGAGAGACAACAUGGUCACCAUGGUUAACGAUAUGUCCCAUCAGUGUAGAAUAGUCGAGAGUCUACUCAAUAACGUCGAUUGGUUCUUUUCGGAAGACGAUUUGGACGAUUUGAGCAGAUUGAGCGUAAAUUUGAGCCUGCCAACCGACAGUUGCGAAGUCGAACCGACGUCUAACACUAAUCACAAUCUUCUACUGAGUAAUAUCCAAAAAGUCGAAGGUAUACGUGGCGACAUGGCAUCCGCUAGGGAUAUUGUAUCCUCUAUCAUAUCCGCGGCUAAUAAAAAAAUACAAAGAAGACGAAAGACUCAAGAAGAAGUUGACGAGCACGAUAACGAUAAGGCCAAAACAAAGCAAGAGUCAGAGAGUUCGCCGACAAUUCGACAAAGCAUGGCUCUAAAUGAACGUCAGUGUUCCGUCAGCGAGAUCGUACAGAUGCACGAAAGCAAAUCCCAACCGAAUCAUUCUACUGAUUGCGCCGAUCGAUCCUUAUCGGUUGACGCUAACAACAGCAGUUUGUCCAACGGGACGUCGCCGUUGAAUCGUUUCAAGUACGCGAAUCACUCCGCGCCGGCGUCCGUGGACUCAUCGAGACUGUCGACCGAGACCAAUCCAUGUUUGGCGGAAACGAGCUCCACCGCAUCCAGUGCGUCCAAUCAGACGAAGCAGAGUAACGACGAGGUUGCGAUUGUAACGUACGCCGGCUUGAGCGCGACCACGCAGGAGAGAGUACGAAGGUUCGAGGAAGAAACGAAAGCGAUGCUGCAACGAGAUCAGCAUAGACAGAGACUCGAGGCCGAGAAAAGAGAGGAGGAGAAACGGAGAAUCGAAAUAGAGUGGCAAUUGGCGAAACGGGAAAUGGAGAACGACGAUUUGCUCGACAACAUAGUCGACACUACGGUGUCGCCGAAUCUUUUGUCGGAACAUCUGUCGAGCCUGAACGAGAGACUGACCGACACAUCGUUAGCGGAACUGUCUGAGAGAAACGCCAGAUCGCAAUCCAUCGCGAGGCCGCAUCUAUCGAUAGCCGUGCAGCAGCAACCCACGAUACAUCAAAAAGCGCAAGCUACCAAUCAACUGACCAGCGUAUUAGGUGAGAAGAUGAACAACGGCGUCAUAAAAAAAUUCAAGACGGAUAAAGAUCCGUCGAUGGAAUCGAUCUGUUUGCCGCCGGUUCGAUACGGGAGUCUGGAUUCUCUUCACGAAGUUAAUAAUUUUUCGCAGUCUUCUCCGUCACCGUCGCAACGAGGUGUUCCCGGCGACGUCUCGGACGAUGGUAGCGAUCUUCUGACCAGCCUCACGACCACGUUCGAUCGCAAAUGGAGGUCUCUUGUCAGUCAAUCGUCGAGCCAAACGCAGCCUCUCACGGAAUCCGUAAUCUGCAACAAAGACGACACCGCGGAACAGCAGGAGCAAAAAUCUAACGCGCCUCUCAAGUUCAAAUAUCUCUCCACGGAAGCUUAUCGCGAUCCCAGUCUUCACAAGUCGCUUGACAAGAAUCAUCUUUCCCGUUCCAAAAAUGACGAGAAAGACAUUGACUCAACUGUAACUGACAACGCGAUGCAUCUCUCGGAAUCUAUCAUCACACCGAAUAACGACCGCAGUUUAAACGACAAGCAUGAGAAAACGUUGACGGAGAAACUCCGUCAAUCGUCGGACGCAAACGAGAAGGACGAGGAUCAGAAAAAUACGAACGAGGAAGAAGAUCGUUUGGGAAAUUCGAAACAUUACGAGUUGACGAGCGAGAAAGACGUCGAGAAAAAUGACAAAUCGUCUGUCAUCAACGACGUCGACACGAAACUGGAAGACGGUAGCGUCAAAAAUCGUCACUACGAGAUCGGAGAUGCCAGUUACUCGAACAAGCUCAAGAAGUUCGAAAGCCUGACGAAUUCCGAGGCGAGAUCCCGCCUCAAACGAUCGGAAUCUCUUAAUAAGAGAACAUCGGAAUGCACCACCUCGCGAUUGAAGAGAUCGGAAAGUUUGAAUAAACACUCGACCGAGAGACUGCCGCAGCUCAAACGAUCGGAAAGUUUGAAUAAACACUCGAGCGACAGGUCGGAGUCACCGGGCAGCAAAUUGAAACGCUCGGAAUCGCUGACGAAGACUGAGAAAACCGAGUGCAACAUCAGCAAGCGACGGCAGUCGGUGCGAAAAGACAGCGCUACGAAACUGAAGCGAAAGAACGGGAUGUCGGAGCGAUCGAUCAAGCGAAGACACACGGUAGGCGGUACCAAGGACUUCGACAAGGUGCACUGGCUCGAUAAUAAACUACAAUCCGAGACCGAGAGGAUCAUAAGAAACGAUUAUAGACCGAAGAAGAGUCAGUUCAGAACGAGCUCGCCCGACCUCAGCACCAAUCGAAUCGGCAUGGCUGACACGAGUUUUCUGAUCGAGGUGAGCUUUCGCGGCCCCAGCAACGUCGUUUUCAACGUAACCAACGCCGCUCGUCCGCAAUCAUUGCCGGACGCGAGUCUCGCAUCCAAAGUUUUCAAGGUGCCUCUUGAGAGUCAUGUGUAAUAAUAAUAAUGAAAAAAAAAAAAAAAAAAGGCAAAUUAAUUAUUCGACACAUCUCUGUUCUCAGUUUUUUAAGCGAUAUCCACAGUAAUAAGCUCUGAUUUAUAUUAAAUUUACAAAAAACUACGCCAUAUCACGUUUGUAUACCUGACACGAAAAAAAAAAAACACGUAAAUAAAUACUUAUUGGAUCUGUGUAUCUACAAUUUAUAUAAGUUUGUACGCCGAAAACGUCGACAUUGUUCCAUCAAUCAUGUUACUCGCCCAAGUGCCAAAGAGCCAUUCAUUGACCACUCUAAUUAUAAUUGUUAUCAUUCAAAGCGACGCUGUCGACAAUUCAUUGCCACAUUGCUGACAUUUGCGUUAGAACGAAUCGAAUAGUAAAAGGAGAGAGCAUGCCUCGUGUGUACAGACCGGUACAACAGAUCCGAUUCGUUUUUGUAUUAUUAGAGGUCACAACA
Messenger RNA from Pseudomyrmex gracilis, 7553 nucleotides. RefSeq lists its product as uncharacterized. The transcript is spliced from 21 exons. NCBI's taxonomy places the organism in Eukaryota, Metazoa, Arthropoda, Insecta, Hymenoptera, Formicidae. The coding region runs from base 581 to 7096 and encodes 2171 amino acids. The record is from RefSeq and is a predicted model, not a curated record. Gene Ontology annotation, molecular function: phospholipid binding; protein binding. Gene Ontology annotation, biological process: signal transduction.